Epinephelus moara (kelp grouper) is the source of this 1500-nucleotide messenger RNA. RefSeq names its product tumor protein D52 (gene tpd52). NCBI's taxonomy places the organism in Eukaryota, Metazoa, Chordata, Actinopteri, Perciformes, Serranidae. Gene Ontology annotation, biological process: B cell differentiation. Gene Ontology annotation, cellular component: cytoplasm. The record is from RefSeq and is a predicted model, not a curated record.
GCGAGCCCCACCCCGCACGGCGAGCUGCCUGGCAACAUGAGAGAGAGAGCAGGAAGAUCCGCAGCUGCCAAGUGAACAACCUGCACACUGUGGACACUAAAACCACCAGAAACAACCCUCAGCCCGACCAUGGAGGAUGCAGAGAAAGGUUCCCAGCAGCUUCCGGACUCAGUCCCAGAGGUGGGAGAAGAUGCAGUAACGUCUGUUGCUCCCUCUCCCCCUCCCCCCGCCAUGACAGAAGAGGAGAGACAGGAGCUACAAGAGGAGUUGGUCAAGGUGGAGGAUGAGAUCCUGACUCUGUCUCAGGUGCUGGCAGCCAAGGAGAAGCAGUUGGCGGACAUCAAGAGGAAGCUGGGCAUCACACCUCUCAAUGAGCUGAAACAGAACAUCACCAAAACCUGGCAGGAUGUCACCACCUCCAACGCCUAUAGGAGGACAUCUGAAACACUGUCUCAGGCGAGUUUGAAGGCCUCGGCAGCGUUCUCUAAUGUGGGCUCAGCCAUCACCCGGAAGCUCGAGGAUGUCAGGAAUGCGCCAACUUUCAAGUCAUUUGAGGAGAAAGUGGAGACUUUUAAGACCAAGAUUAGUCCCUCAGCGUCCACCAGUAACCAGGACAGCGGCAGCUCCACCACCGAGUCUUUGCUCAGUCCGCCUGAAGCCUCGCACCCAGGAGACGCCAAUGAACUGAGACCUGCCUGACCACUCCUGACCUCUCCACCCGCCCCUCCUCACUUGACCCUCCAACCCCUGGACCAUCAGUACUCGCCCCCUAAACUCUUGUGUGCCAGUCUCCCUUUAUUGGAAACAAGUGACUUACCACAGCCAUCCUUGUGAUCUAAUUGUCUGGUCUUUUUUGUCUGACACGUGCGUUCACUUGUUAACUGGUGUGGAAACUGAAAGCAUGGGAUGGGUGCAGGCAUGUGGUCUUGCGUCAGUAGUGUAUAUUUGAGUGUAUACCGGCUCGCUGUGGGAGAAAUCCUCCCUGCUGUAUGACUUUCCUUUUCCUCCUGCACUCCUUAUUUAUCCGCCUUUGUCUAACCAGCAAAGCUCAGAUGCCAAACAUGCUCAUAGUUUACUUUUGCUUUAUCAAAUUAACAGUGUCAUAUUUUGUUUGUUUGAGUGUAGAAAAUUGCACAAAUAUAUAGAGAUUACGAACUUAAUCAGAGAAGGAUUUAUACUUAGAAACUUACAUAAUAAUAAUAAUAAUAUUAUAAGCACUUGUUUUUUCUGCCUCCAUUUUGGGGCCAUGCUUGGUUUACAGUGGGUUGCCAUUUUCGGGCCAAUCUAAUUUCCGUUUUCUUCCUUAUUAAUUUUAGGACACCACACAAUCGUAAAGUAGUCUAACACUGUGUUCAGAAUAUGAAUGUAUGCCUUUUUGUGUCACAUAGGUACGACACUCUGUGUACUUUAACCCACAAUGCUGUGUGUCACAACCGCAGCCACCGGCUCCAUCGCUGGUAUUUCAAAAACACACUUCAGAAUAAAAACCAUCCUUUUUUC